Molecule: messenger RNA, 9217 nt
Organism: Oncorhynchus keta (chum salmon)
Lineage: Eukaryota; Metazoa; Chordata; Actinopteri; Salmoniformes; Salmonidae
Product: transcription factor HIVEP3-like
Exons: 7
Coding region: 883-7839 (2318 amino acids)
Biological process (GO): regulation of transcription by RNA polymerase II
Cellular component (GO): nucleus
Molecular function (GO): RNA polymerase II cis-regulatory region sequence-specific DNA binding; DNA-binding transcription factor activity, RNA polymerase II-specific
Source: RefSeq, a predicted model, not a curated record
GAAGCAGCAUGUUUUUCGCGAGGACCAGCUGUGUGUGUGGGACAUUGGCGCACGCUGCUGUGUGAAAUCGCAGCAUCAGUUUGAAAAGGGACAAUGAGGAGAGAAGAGAGGACCAUCCAUGCCUAUCCCGCCAGCGUCAAGAAACAUAACACUUCUCAACCUGGGGCAGUCCGUUUACAGGGUAGGCUAGAUUCUGAGAAAGUCUGCUCUGUUUCCGAAUAGCCUACAUGGCUCAAACGGUGCAGCUAUAUUGACAGGUAGCAAAUUUACAUUUUAGUAUCUGGCUUUAUUACCAUAAUUUUGCAUACCGGUAUGCCCCUGGCUGAUAAGCAAGGAGGUGAUCUGUGGAGGAGACACGGCAACUGCACUGCAACGAAGUGAAGUUCACCACCAGCGGCUCUGCAGAUCUUCUGGAGUGAACCAGAGGACACAGACAUCCAACCAAAAGUCCUGAAAACUGCAUCUGAAAACCUGAAGGCCUGACACAAGAACAGGUUAAACCCAGUAUCUGAAUACCUGAAAACAGGACUAUCUGACAGGACUGCCUCGGAAGCUCAGAGGACAGAGUUGUUGACUCUGGGAGCCAACAGAGCUCCAGGAUGGGUGGCUUCGUUGGCUCAGGAUGGAAAAGUUCCCCAUCACCGCAUGACAAAUCACAGUUGUUGCCCAGCAUCCGUUAAAUGAAUGGCUUGACCUGAGUAAGUACUAAGUAUGAGUACAGACAGCCUGAAAGCCAGUAUAAGACAGAUAUAACUAAGGAACAAAAUACUCAUCAUACAUCAAUCCCAGAGUCUGUUAAAUGAAUAGGCUAGACCUGUGUGGCCUGUCUCAGGCUCAGGCGGAGAGGUCCCAGGUGUCUACCUGAGGUUGUUGUUCCGUUUUAUGGAGGCGUUGCACAGCCAUAGCUGCUUGCCGACUGGGGAGCAGUCCGGAGUUCACGACCAGCCUCAGCCAGGAGAGUCUGCUCUGCCUCUCCCAGACCCUCAGCCUCCCAAAUCUCCCUCCUCCCAAAACCAUGAACCGCAGACACAACAGACUCGCUCCAAACAAGGAGGCCCUCAACAACAACAACAACAACAACAGCAACACCAUGGACAACACCACAAACUGCCUAAUAAGCGGCAGCGCAAGCGUCUCAGACAUCAGAGGCAAAGCGUUGAUUCCGACACCCCUCCGGCAGAGGAUGGUAAGCAUGCAAAGGCAGAGGCAACACCAACCAGAGUGGCUCGGACCUCGUCUGGCGGGACCAGGGCGACUCCCUCCUCAUCAUCCACCUCCACCCAGUCUACAGAGGCUCCUGACACAGAGGAGAACCAGGAGGGCACCCUAAAGCAGAAACGGGAGCGUAAGCCUGGAAAACCUGGGAAAUAUGUGUGCUCUUACUGUGGCCGUGCCUGUGCCAAGCCCAGCGUCCUGCAAAAACACAUCCGCUCCCACACCGGAGAGAGGCCCUACCCUUGUGCUCCCUGCGGAUUUUCUUUCAAGACCAAGAGCAAUCUCUACAAGCACCGGAAGUCCCAUACCCACAGGGUGAAGGCCGGCCUCGCCUCUGGAGAGCCCAGUGCUUUAGAAGAACCAGUUCCAGAGUCAGAAGACGAAACUAGACAGCCGUUGUCUGCUGCUUCUUCCAACAUGGAGAGACAAGGCAGUGUAGCCAAUGAGAAAACCCAUGAAGACACUGAGAGGUCUACAGAGCAGUCCAGCGGGAUGGACAACUCCUACGCCGUCAAGAAGAGGCUGGCCAUGCGUUUGAGCCGAGGGAAACGUGGCCCUCUAGGCUCGUCUGACUCGAUCAGUUCCUCGAUGGGUAUGGGGAGUAGAGGCAGCACAGAGUCUGGCUAUUUCUCUCGUUCUGAGAGCACUGAGCAGUCACAGGACAGCCCACCCAACGUAACCAAAAGUGCCAAAAGCUAUGCAGAGAUCAUCCUGGGGAAAUAUGGCCGUCUGGGCCACCUCCAGAGGAUGUCCCGGCAUCAGGACCAGCAGCCUUCUGGAAGCCAGGGACAGCAAGAGAAGAGCAUCCCAUUCACAGUGCCCAAGAAGCAGGUCAUUGACCACAUCACCAACCUCAUCACCAUCAAUGAGGCUGUUGUGGACACAAGUAAGAUCGACAGCGUCAAGCCCAGGAGGUUCUCUCUGUCUAGGAGAAGUAGCACAGAGUCUAAGGUUUCUUUAUCUCUGAAAGAGUCACCUGUAGUCCACCACAGCACCAACAACCCUGGAGACCCAGGCUUUAAGAGCAGUGGUUCCAUCACUAUGGGAGUUCCGUGUGAGAAGUUUCAUCAUCACCAGUCACUACACGUGGAUUCAACGGCAGGCCAGACAUCCACUUCCAUGGCUCCUCUUCUGAGAAGCCUCUCAAUGCCCUCUGCUGCUAGUUCUACUGAUGCCUCCUCUGGCGCCUGUCCACGAAACUUCCGCCUUAGCCAAUCUUUUGAUGAACGGUCUGAAACACAGUCUCGCCACAUUGGGAUGCUACGACGCCAGCCUGCUAUCGAACUAGGUGCUGAAUUCAAUAAAGAGGAACAUAGUUUACACAGUAGCUCCAACACGCUCUACAAUCACAAUAUGUCCAUCGUGCCUCCUGACCAUAAACAAUGUCAACCAGAGCCGUACGAGUGUGAGACCUGUGGCGUUGGAUGUAAGAACUGGGAAGGUUAUAAGGCACACAAGAGGAGUCUGUGUAUAGCACGACUUCCCCAAGAGAGUCUCGGUACAACAAUAUGCCAGCUGGACCGUUCACAGUUGAUACACUAUCCGAUCAACAGACCAGGGGUUUUGGCAAUGCGCAAGAGAAGGAAAGAGGAGAGUUUUGAAUCUGAUGAUCCAUCCUCUCCUGUCUCCAUACCCACCUUGUCCACGUUGGUGCAAGGCAGAGACGAAAGAAGCGUAGCAUGCAAUAGAAACUCAUGGUCACGAUUAGAGCAGGACUGGGGAGGGACAUCGAAAGGUUUCUCAGUGAUUCAACAUACUAGUUCAUUUGAGAAACAGGACACUUUGUUUACAGAGAGUCAAGGUAAAGAGGAGGCACAUAUUCAAUUCCCAUCUCAUGAGGAUGCGUCUCAAAAACAACUGCAGGAACACUCGUCCAAACCAACACCUCGCAAACUGGUGCGCCAACGCAAUGUUCAGGUCCCUGAGAUAUUCAUCACUGAGGAUUCCAACACCAAUGUUAUUGAGUCCGUUCAGACACAGUCAGAAAUGGCCUCCAUAAUGCCUAAACAGACCAAGAGGACAGAGGAGUUCCAGUGGCCACAGAGGAGCCUCACCCUGUCAGGGGUCCCCAUUGAGAAGCUUCCCCCGAAGAAGAAACGAAUUCGCCUUGCCGAGGCCGCCCAGUCUUCAGGGGAGUCCAUGUCCAGCUUUGACUCCAUCUCCCUGCCUCACAGCCCCAGCCAGGACAGUUGCGCAUCCCACGCAUCUAACCGCUCUGCAUCCUUUGAGGAGUCCACCAGACCCGGAGACAUGGAGACCCUGGCUGGGAUACCAUUGAGGAGGUCCAGGGCGCAUAACAUGUUGACCGUCCCAGGGCUGCAUCAUCACAAAAGGGAGAUGCGGCGGUCGGCCUCAGAACAAGCACCUCACGACCCACAGCAGCAGUCUGUCCUGAUGGCGAUGUCGGAGAUGCGGAGCAAGUCCUUUGACUACAGCAGUUUGUCCCCUGAGCGCUCUUCGGCCGGCUGGAGAGACAGACGCAAAUGUCUCCUCAUGAGACACACUCCGGUCAGGGACCCAGAGGAGGAGGAGCAGCCUGCCAAACCUGCAGAACUGAAGCAGAACCCCAGUUCCUGCAUUAUUGCCAAACACACAGCACUAAAGGUGAACAACCCUUCUCACUGCAGCCCCAGUCCUGACCCUGUCAGUCCCAGCACCUUAUCUAGACAAAGCCCAGGUCCGCAACACCUUAGUUCGGCCGCUGGUUCCCCUCUGUCAGGCGUUACAUCCUGUAACCCUGUGCAAACUCUUUGCGGAGAGCCUCCCUCACAAUGGAAACUGGAUCAAAGUAUUCAGUUGACUGGACAUUGCUUUGAAGUUCUACCCUCUCAGAAGUCUGUAGAAUCUCCUGAUCCCCUCCAGAGGGCAGCCCCAUCCCCUCUCUGUUCAGGUAAGCCUGUAAUUAUCUCCCUCCGUCCUGUCCACACCUACAUCCACCCUGCCCAACCCCGGCCUGUCUACCCUCCCCACCCCCUCCACACCCAGUGCCCAUUAGGGAUUGCUAGGGCCCACUACCUUCCAAUAUCCACAGGCCUGAAGCUGGAGAUUCCAGUCCCAACUCACCGUCAUGAUGGACAUUCAGAGUUUGUAACACAUCCUCCGCAGAUCCUCCACCCUCACCCUAACAUCACACUCAGCCCAGAGUUACUCCGGCCCUCCAUAUCACCAGCCGUAGCAGUAGUCCGGCUACAGGCAGACACCAACACCCUAGCCAGUGCCAUAUACACCACUCUGUCCCAAACCACAACAUCUAGGUCCCAGGAACCUGUUUGUUCUGCAUUAAACAGUGGAAAUAGAAAUACCCUAACGUCUGAACAUAACAGCCACCUGGUCAAGACUCUGCCUGUAAGCAUUAAGAGGUUGUCUGAGACUCUGCUACCAGUCAGCCAGUUGACUCUGCCUCCAGGCAACCACUUGGCUUUGCCUCUUCCCCAAGGCAGCCAGUUGUGGUCUGAGGAGGGCUGUAGAUCUUCAGGCUCAGGAAGCUACAAGCGCAUGUUAUCCCCUUCAAACAGUGUCGAUUUUAGCCCUGAGUCUAAACAGCAGCAGAAACGAGUGAAGGAGGAAGAAGAGGAGAGUUGUGUAGGAAACGUAAUCGCAGAAACAUCAACAAAAGAAGAAAAGGUUGAGAUUCCAACAUGUUUACCGAGAGUGUGUACUCCCAUAAGUCCAGAAGGACCUUCAUAUCCAACCCUCCAGUCCACCACCUCUCACAGCUGGUGUUAUCUGAACUACGUCAAGCCAAACCCCUCCACCUCGACUGACCAGCCCUCAGUGUACUCCUCCUGGUCUACCAGCGAGUAUGACUCCAACCCUCCAGGCCUCUCCACCAAGACGGCCCUGUCCCUGUUGGACUGCAAGCAGAGGGUCAGCUACACCAUCUAUACCAUGUCUCCCAUGUCAUCCACCCCGGCAGAGACCACACCAGAGCCUGCCGACAUGAAGACGCCAUGCCCUUCUGAGGUACAUGCCACUCUGCCCGGCGACAGCCACCGUGUUGAGACAACAGAGCAAGAGCAGUCCGCAGAGGACAAGGAGCCAAAGAAAGAACGAGAGGAGGAGGAAGAGAAGGAAGAGAAGGAAAAAGAAGAGGAGGCCCAGUCAACCAGCAAAUGUAGAGAACCUCCACCGCGAAUCUGGAUCUGUGAGGGAGGCUACAGGUCUAGUGAGGAGUACGUGUACGUGCGGGGUCGAGGCAGAGGCAGAUAUGUGUGUGAGGAGUGUGGCAUCCGCUGUAAGAAGCCUAGUAUGCUGCGUAAACACAUCCGCCUGCACACUGACUCACGACCCUACGUCUGCAAGCAUUGCAACUUUGCCUUCAAAACCAAAGGGAACCUGACUAAACACAUGAAGUCCAAGGCCCAUGGGAAGAAAUGCCAUGACGGGCCAAUGACUGGCUCUUCCCUGGAAGAGGCUGAGGAAGGAGGCAGUGAAGACUGCUUAGUCUGGCCAGAAACAGGACAGGACGAGCACCAACACUCUGACGUCAGCGAAACUGAAGAAGACGACGAUGACAACGAGUAUGAUGAUGAAGAUGAUGAUGGUGAAGAGGAGUCCUGGUCCAAUGAAGACCCUUCCUCCACAAGCCACCUGAAGCCACCCAAACCCCCAAACCAGAACAGAACCACACCAGACCGGGACAGGACCAGACCAUCUGGGUCAAACCAGCCCAGCCAGCCUCAGAGGCUGAAUCCUCAGGAGCCAAGCCUCUGUUACCUUGCUGGUUCCCCCAGCAAGAAGAGAGCUCUGUUCUCCCGGAGGAGGCACCUGGACUGCGCUGGUCACCGCUCCCCACGCCACUGUCCAUCACCAACCCUAUCUCCAUCUCCAUCUCAUCGCCUGUCCUCAUCUCCAGCCCUAUCUCCAUCUCCAUCUCAUCUCCUGUCCUCAUCUCCAGCCCCAGCCCUAUCUCCAUCUCCAUCUCCAUCUCAUCGCCUGUCCUCAUCUCCAGCCCCAGCCCUAUCUCCAUCUCCAUCUCAUCGCCUGUCCUCAUCUCCAGCCCCAGCCCCAGCCCUAUCUCCAUCUCAUCGCCUGUCCUCAUCUCCAGCCCCAGCCCUAUCUCCAUCUCUAUUUCAUCGUCUGUCCUCAUCUCCAUCUCAUCGCCUGUCCUCAUCUCCAUCUCAUUGCUUGCCCUCAUCUCCAGCCCCAACCCAAUCUCCAUCUCCAUCUCAUCGCCUGUCCUCAUCUCCAUCUCAUUGCUUGCCCUCAUCUCCAGCCCCAACCCAAUCUCCAUCUCCAUCUCAUCGCCUGUCCUCAUCUCCAUCUCAUUGCUUGCCCUCAUCUCCAGCCCCAACCCAAUCUCCAUCUCCAUCUCAUCGCCUGUCCUCAUCUCCAUCUCAUCGCCUGUCCUCAUCUCCAUCUCAUCAGCUGUCCUCAUCUCCAUCUCAACACCUGUCCUCAUCUCCAUCUCAUCGCCUGUCCUCAUCUCCAUCUCACCGCCUGUCCUCAUCUCCAGCCCCAUCCCUAUCUCCAUCUCAUCACCUGUCUCGUGCUCACUCCCUAUCCCCUAGAGUGGACCUGUCUCCACUUCGCUGCCCUUCCCCUAGGCAUAACCUUUCUGCUGUCUCCUGCCACCCCUCUCAUCCACUACUCUCAUCUCUGCCCCCUAGUCAUAAACUGUCCCCUGCCCCCUGUCACCCCUCCCCACCCUCCUCUCUGUCUCUGCUAGGUUGUCAUGUCUCCCCCUCCCUAGAGAGACAUCCGUUCUCCCUAAGAGGCCUCUCACCUAUCAGGCCCAAGUCCCCCAGUGGUGGCUCCUCUGCCCCUCAGGUAACCAUCCCCGCUCAACACAGAACCCGUCUGCCCAGAGACCCAUCUUCAAAUCCCCACAGGGACAGACCUGCUACAGCUACAAGCUCCAAGGCACGGCUGAUGAAGAGCUACUCUGUUCAGGAGGAUGACGAGCUGCGUCCCCCUCUCCUGUCCCCCAGGACUAGACCAUCCCGAGGGGGCCAAGGGGGUGUCCUCAGCCACCUGCCUCUCCACUCCCAGCAGCUAGCCAGGACCGCCAACCUGCUGAUCCCCAUUGGGGGGAUCCACAUGGUACAGCCCAGGACCAGCCCACUCUACAGCUUGGUGACUAGCCCUGUGGCAGCAAAGGACACUCCUACUCCGGCAAGGAUGGACCAGUCCAUGACAGCCCAGAACACCCCUACCCCUUCAGAGAUGGACCGGUCCAGGAUCAGGAGAGCUGGACUGGACGAAGUGCCACUUAGUUGGCCUUCAUCAUUGAAGGACCAUCAGAACAGUCUGAAAGAGGCUGCUAGGCCUAGCACUAGCAUGCACACCAGUUACCAGGACAACAGGGUAGGAGAGGGAGGGGCCGGGGCCAAGUGCAGACAGUCAACACCUCUCCCAGACAAGGCAGGUAUGGCCCAUGUACACGUGUGCACCAUGAGACCAGAGAAUCAUGGGAGUUUGAGUCGAAGGGAAGAGACUAAACUCCUGUUCACUGGGACAGAGGUAGCAGGCAGCUCACACACUACAGGCACCCGGACGAGCACUUUGUCCAAGGGAACCACACCCACAGAAAGAGAUACAGAUACACACUUUAGAGAAGGAAGUGUUUUUCCAGUGACUACCCAAGGCCAAAAGGAGCCGCCUUCUUUCCAGACUAAACUCUGAUAGGAAGGAGCACCUUUAGGGAACAGUGUUAACAGACUUGUCUUGGGGACAUCUGAUAUGGCAACGUACUUCCUACAUAGGGGAUACGGUGCCAUUUCAGAGACAGCCAUGAUCGCAGAGCUAGAAACAAUUCUGGUUUUGAGACUGAAGAAGACAAACGGAAUCCACAAGAAGAGCACUCGGGAGCGUACAGGGCUUCUGACUAUAAUGUGAUUAUGUAAUUAUAUGAAUAAUAUAUAGAUAUGUUGAAUAUGCAGUAUAUGUUUUGUAAUCUUUUUUUUACUCUCUUCUUUUGGUUAAUGGCAUUGCUGUUAAUGUAUUAUUGAUGUGCUCUUAUGCAAUUCGGUACUAUCCUCUGUGAGAUCUGGAAUGAAAUGUAGAUAAAGAUUUUAUUUAGUCAAUCUAUUCCCCCGUCGACAACUCUAUAAUACAUUAUACUGCUCUCGCUGUUUUUAUACUGUACGAUGUACAGGUGUAAGGUCUUCAUUUGACAUAUAUUGUCACAGCAAAAUGAUCCUGCAGCAACAGGAUUUGAACUUUUAGACAAUAAUGUUGCUUGAUCGGUGGGUGGGCUGGUCAGAAGGAGGCUACAUGAAAAGUGCAAUACUGUUAAUAUAACUGUGUGUUAGUGUGGGGUUACAGUGAAUUUAUGUAAAUCAAAAAGCUAAUAUCUGCAACAAAAGUGUGGUCAAAUGAAGAUCCUACUCCUGUACAACCAAAUAUAGAAAGGGACUAGACAUCUCACUCUGACCAGUAUUUUGAAGUGCAAUUUCUGUCAAGAUUGUGGCUUGGAAUGUUAUUCUUAAUGGCUGUGAUUUUUUGGUUUAUUUUAAAGCUGGAAUCCAUAAUGGUGAAACCACCACGUCCGUGUGCGAUAUUACAACAAAGAAGUUACUGCAAACAACGAACACUGUUGUUUUUCACUCGAACAUCAUUGCACGUGCGAUAGAACAGCAGAAUUUACAACGGUGGGCCGACGCUCCUCACCUCCGCUUCGUCAACAAAACUAAAACAACGACCAAGGGGCAGACAGUGGCACCGUUUUCCAUACUGUGGAUUCCAUAUUUAAAGAUGGUUCAUUUUUUAUAUGCUGCCUGGCUGUUUUGAAGAAUCAGGGUUAGAAUAAUAUCUUAUUUUCUACUAUCUCGUUGAGAGUAAAUCUUGGAAUAGGAACACGCAUUCGGGGUAGAAAAGCUAACUCCACUCAUUGAAUAUUCAUACAAAUAUAUCUUGUUUUGAUCAUCUGCUGUACAUGAUGCAGUCUAUAUUUAUUGCCAUAAACACAGUAAUAACAGGUCGUUUUUAUAAAGGAAGCAGUUUCCAUAUUUGUCGUUUUCAUGUGUCUUUUACCAUUAAAAUGAGUUUUUACAGAUUUAUA